AUAAAAUGCGACAGGACUAUAUAAGUAUCGUCCUUGGCUCUGUGUGAAAUUAAGCGGUUUAGGGUUUUUUCUAAAAAGAUAAUUUCGACUCGCUUGAUUUUAUUCCGCCGCCGGGACGUUCAGUACCCGUCUCUCCCUGCGGCGGCGCGGGAUGAGCAUCUGCAGUGGCCGGUGCUGACUAAACCUGUCUUUGCUUCAGGUAGAAAUGGUCAGUGAAUAGCUCAGCCGGGUAACUCGCCAUGGCUCAGGACACAUCGCCGCAGCUUUCUCCGACACCCGAGUGGAUACUAGCAGCCUACGAGGGGAGCAAUGCCUCCACCGAGAUCCAGUCCAAUCUCACCCAAAACAACACCAAGCCAUUCUUCCUAGACAUGAGAGGCAGCGUGCUCCUACCAUUCAUCUAUUUCGUGGUGUGCGUGGUGGGACUGAGCGGCAACACCCUGGUCAUCUAUGUCAUCCUGCGAUACGCCAAAAUGAAGACAGUCACCAACAUCUACAUCCUCAACCUGGCGAUCGCAGACGAGCUCUUCAUGGCCGGGCUCCCCUUCAUCGCCAUCCAAGUGGCCAUGGGAUACUGGCCCUUCGGUCAGGCUUGCUGCAGGAUCCUGAUGACCGUGGACGGCAUCAACCAGUUCACCAGCGUCUUCUGCCUGACGGCGAUGAGCGUCGACCGCUACCUGGCCGUGGUUCACCCCAUCAAGUCUUCGCGGUGGCGCAAGCCGAGGGUGGCCAAGUUGGUGAACGUGGCGGUGUGGUUCAUCUCGCUGCUGGUCAUCCUGCCCAUCAUGAUCUACUCGGGGGUGGUGCAGAACGCCCCCCGAAACAGCAGCUGCACUAUCAUCUUCCCCAGCGAGGACCAGAUGUGGUACACCGCCUUCACCAUCUACACGUUCGUGCUGGGCUUCGUCCUGCCCUUCGCCAUCAUCUGCCUCUGUUACCUCAUGAUCAUAUUCAAGGUGAAGGCUUCGGGCAUCCGUGUCGGAUCGUCCAAGCGCAAGAAGUCCGAGAAGAAGGUCACCAAGAUGGUCUCCAUCGUGGUGGCCGCUUUUGCCUGCUGCUGGCUGCCCUUCUACAUUUUCAACUUGGUCCCGCUGGGGGUGAACGUCCUGCCUACACAAGCCUCCAAAGGCGUUUUCGAGUUCAUAGUCCUCCUCUCGUACGCCAACAGCUGUGCCAACCCGAUCCUUUACGCCUUUCUGUCCGACAACUUCAAGAAGAGUUUUCAGAACGUGCUGUGCCUGCAGAAGGUCAGUGGCCUGGACGAGGUAGACCGCAGCGACAGCCGCCAGGACAAGUCAAGGCUGCAGGACGUCACCGAAACGCAGCGGACUCUCCUGAACGGCGACGACCUCCAGACCAGCAUUUAAACCCAAGCUGGGAUCGCCGCGUACGAGGGUCCCAGCCCCGUCUCACGGGAACGCCUCCAGGGCUCCGGUUUGAGAUUCCUGGUGAGUCCUGUUUCCAACGAGGUCCACCCAGCCUCAAGCCCGGCCCGUGGCUCGCAGGGUCCCGUUUCCUAGACCGCAUUUACGGCUCCGCCGGUGUUACGAAUUCAUAUGAUUUAAUCUUAUGCCACACACGCGAUUCGUUCAAUCCAUGUGUCAACGUUAUGUAAGUGUGCGGAUUGUAUAGCGGCUGAGGGCGAAUUGAAGUAAUUCUCCCAUGGUUUCCCAAUUCUGCUUACUGGAGAGGAUCAGGACGUAGCGGGUUUUCUGCAACUCCGGUUUGCGAGGCCAAAUGAUGCAAACGCCCCGCAGUCCCGCAAGCAGCCUUGUGUUUUAGAGCUCAAGCAUCAUGAAUGCCAAUUGAAAGUCCAGUAUGUAUUCAGCUGUUCGGAAGCGUUUCAGCAUCGUUUUCUUAUGAAGGCUGCUUCAGCUAAUUCGUCUUAAUUAUAAUAUGAAAUAUCUAUAUUACGGUAACCUGCUUCUCUGGGGGAGCAGGCAGGCUGAAAACUUAACCGCGAGGGACCGACCGAAUUCGCUUUCUAUGAGGAAGCUCCACACACAGCGUGUCAAUGGGAAUAACAGCCCCGGCUCUUCACUUAUUGGGAAAGUUUGCAGAUUGAUCAAAUGAACACUUCUGUAAAUAUAUUUUCUACGGCCCAGUAAUUUGCUAGUCUGUACUAUCAUGCUCGGCGUUAGCUGCUUUAAUCCAGGCGUGGGUUCUAUUUCCAAAACCCGCCGUUGUCGGCGUUAACAUGUUGUUUUAGUUCUAACGCCCUCACAAUGAGUGACCUCACCCAUGUGGACCAUUUCAAUCGCUUCCUAACUAGAUAAUGGCAAAACGUGAACAAGAAAUGAGCCCAUCUUUUCAUAUUCUCACUGCGGAUUUUUAAACAUGUAAGUUCUGGGAAAGAUUUUAGUUUAAGAGGUGCUACAUGGCAUUGAAAGAUUCCCCCAAAACAACAGAUGCUGGAAGUCUGAAAUAAAACAAAAGCAGGUCAGGCAAACUAUGUGGGAUGGGAAACAGUGAAUGUUUCAGGUCAAAAAUCCAAGGGGGAUGUUGUCGUUUAAAGUUAAAUUGGGUAAAUAUAUGGACAGGAAAGAAAUGGAGGGUUUUGGGCUGAGUGCAGGUCGGUGGGACUGGGUGAGAGUAAGGUGCGGCUGGUUAUGCUUGAUAUGCUAAUUAGAGUCGAGGGAAAAUUCAAAGUAUUAUCAGAAUAGGUGUAUGUCAUCACAUACUAUAUUGAGAUUGAUUGGGAAAGGCUUCUAUGCUAAACUUGUCAAAGGAGUCCACGUCCAUGGAAAAAUUAGAACUGAUAAUAUCUGAUUAAUAUCUGAUAAAAUUCCAUUAACUUUACAUCAACACAUAAUCAAUUUUUUUUUUUGCUUUUGUAUAUUUACCGUUGUGCUCUAAUAUGUGGUUUUAGUGGGUGUGAUUGUUUAGAAAAGGCCUGAAUUACUGAAUGCCUGUGAUGUAUAGAGCUUGUGGAUGAAUCAAGACCACCUUUAAUAAGCGGAUGUAGUGAGAUAAAAAAAACAAAUGUUCAGCUUCUGACUGUUUUAGUUAAUGAUAAGAAUACCCAAAGAUCUAAGGGUCGUUUUGGCCCACCAAAAUUGUGUUGAGUGCCAAAAAAUUAUGCGCUUAUUUGAGCGGCUUUUAUUCUCUAAUUUCACCCUGUUUAAAUGGUGUCCGCCAUACAAACCCAAAGCUAGAGAUUCGUGCUGCACAUUGUGUUUGUGAGCUUUCAAACAAGAACACACAGACUGAGCUGUUUAAUGGAUAACAUCACUGCAAAAUUAAAAAAGCCUCACUUUAUCACAGUUUUCAUAUUGCAAAUAGGAAUUCCCCAAGGAAGAAGAUAAUUGGAAAUCGGUUUACUUUGAUGUUAGAGCCCUAAGUAGGAGGAGUUUCUAUCUACUGCCACAAUUUUCCUUCCAAUAUUUCUAUUGAUUGCUUACAUAAAAGGUUACAGAGUUCAGGAGGAUAUAUAUUAUAUAUCAAUUACAAUAUAUUUAAAUCACACUUGUAGUCCCAUUACCCCAUAUUCAUGUAAAUUAAAUUGAAUCAUAAUAUUGAAAAUAAUAAUUUUAUUAUACAAAAAAAUCUAAACCCACUACCAAGAAAAGCUGUUCGGUAAAGAAAGAAAAAAGGAAAAAAUCCUUAGCAUGUAGUAAAAUAUAUUAUUAGCCAACAUCUGCACAUAAUAACAAAUCAAAGAUUUUGAAAAUAAUUCAGAAAUGGUACCCACAAUGUCUCAAUUUUCCUUGUCUCAAUUUUCUAAGUUACUUCCUCAUCUAAUGUGAACAUAAACAAAAUCAAAAUUAUUCGAACAUAUCUAAUGGAUAUGCUUUUUAAUUCCGCUGUUUUAAGGCACUUUAUUGGGUUUUGAACUCUAGAUUUCAAAAUACUUUCCAAGCAAUGUCACUAAUCCAUAUGAAUCAUCAGUUAAAAUUAUGCUGACAUUACUUGUAUAAUUUAUUAAAUAUCCUUCUAACCUUUAAGAGCAUGCUCUCCCAUGUCUGGUGCUCCAUUAUUCAAAUUCAUUUUAUUCCAUAUUUAUUACUUCCUUAGAGUUAAUUUUUAUCUAUUGUAAAUACUACAGCCAUAUAUGGUAAACACAACUCUCUUAUCUGUUGGAUUGGCAUACUCUGCACUCAGUUAGGGUAUUAAAAAGAAAACAUACUGGUUUAUACAAUCUGUAGCUUUAAACCUGGUUUUGAGUUGCCAGAAACUGCGGUGCAGUUGAGCCCUGAGAAAAGUCCCCUUUCAUCAAUAGCUGCUAAUGGUUAUGUCUGGAGCAAUAUCUAUAGUUAAUUCUGACAACAAUAUUUACUGCAGUAGGGGACCUUUCUAUUCUAACUGAACUCACUGAUGCAGUGAAGCUUUUUCUUAGUUCCAGUACAUUAUAUUGAAAAGCAAGGUUAUUGAAACAGUGAAGAGGCUGCUGUACUCAUUUGACUUGGAUUUUCUGUUGGUGCCGUGUUGUGAAGUAUAUUUUUAACUGUACAUUUUAAGUACAUAUGUAGUCUAUAGGUUAAACAAGACAUACAACAUUUACUAACUGUGUAGUCUGAUAGAUGGCUGCUUUUUAAGAAAUAUUCUUUACCCUCUUCAACACACACAAAAUACUGGAGGAACUCAGCGAGUCAGAGAGCAGCUAUGGAAAUUAAUAAACAGUCAAUGUUUUGGGCCAAGACCCUUCUUCAGGACUGGAAACGAAUGGGGAAGAUGCCAGAAUAGAAAGGGAGGGGGAGCGAGGGGGGGUAGGAGGAUAGCUAGAAGUUGAUACCUGAAGCCAGGUGGGUAGAAAAGAUAAAGGGCUGGAGUGGAAAGAAUCUGUUAGGAGAGGUGAGUGGUCCAUAGGAGAAAGGGAAGGAGGAGGGGACCCGGGCGAGGUGAUAGGCAGGUGAGGAUAGGUAAGAGCUCAUUAUCGGAAUAGAAGACGAGGGGAGGUGGAGGGAAUUUUUUUUUAACCAGAAGGAGAAAUCGAUAUUUAUGCCUUCAGGUUUGAGUCUACCCAGAUGGAAUAUAAGGUGCCACUCCUGCACCUGAGGGUGGCCUCCUCUUGGCACAAGAGGAGGCCAUGGACCAACAUGUCAGAAUGGGAAUGGGAAUUGAAAUUAAAAUUUUUCCUCCUAAGAUACAGCCUCAGGGAUGGUAGUAGCAACUACUUCCAAUAUGCUUCAGGUCAGAUAGAGAAAAAGAGUUGAACUUACCUGGCCAUAUGCUGUCUGAUGGAGAGACCCAAGAGUGGUCUGACAGAAGCAUGUGACCUUAUCCACCUACAUCAAAAAUGGAAUCCAAGUCAAGCAGCCAGCAAGGCAAUCAGAAGUUAGCAGCACCUUUACAAAUCUGUACAUUUUUAUCUGUCAGUUUUAUAAGAUCAUGGAACCCACAGCGCAGAACAAAUCGGAUUUGUUAGGAAUGGAACAAAUUAUCCUUAUUAAAGGAAAUAAUAAACCUGCCACUCACAGAGCCAAAUUUCUUAAUAGAAUAACAUUCUUGAUUGAUAAUUGUGACUUCAUCAAAAAGGUAAAAAAAAAUGCUGAUUUAUUCAUCCACAUUCAAAGGCUCAUGAUCAUUUAAUUAUGAGUUUUUUAAUAUAUUAAAAAAUUUUUCAAAGCAGUGGGCAUUAUUAUAGACCAAGAAUUCCCAACCUGGGGACCAUGGACAUCUUGCUUAAUGGAAUUGGUUGACAGCAUAAAAAAGGUUGGGAACCCCUGAAUAGAUAGAUUUUGUCACCUAUACUCAAAUAUAGAUUACCCAGGACUUCAAAGUGGAAUAUGUUAAAUUUUCCAGAUUGAUUUAGAUGACAGUCUUGCACUGGGCCAGACAAGUGAAUACACAAGUUUCAGCUGUGCUAGGAAAGUGGGCUUGUGAUAAUUUCAGUUUUAAACAGCUUUGCAAUGAUAUUUAUAACGUUUAGACUUGGCAAUGACCAUGGGAAUGCCUGAAUUUUGAAUCCACCAGAGACAACUCAGAACUUCCAAUUUCAAAUCAGAAAUUAGUACCGACACUCUGUGGCCACUUUAUUAGGUGCAGGAGAGGAACCUUCUGUGGUCCUCGGCUGCCGUAGGCAAUCCACUUCAAGGUUCGACACGUUAUGUGUUCAGAGAUGCUCUUCUGCACAUCACUGUUGUAACGUUUGGUUAUUUGAGUUACAUCACCUUCCUGCCAGCCUGAACAAGUUUGGCCAUUCUCCUCUGGCCACUCUCAUAGCAAGAUAUUUUCAUUUACAGAAUUGCCACUCACAACAUGGUUUUUUUGCACCGUUCUCUGUAAAACCUAGAGACUGUUUUUGUGAAAAUCCCAUGCAAUCAGUAGUUUCUCAGAUAUCAAACCACUAUGUCUGGCACCACCAAUCAUUCAAAGGUCAAAGUCACUUAGGUCACGUUUCUUCCACAUUUUGAUGUUUGGUCUGAACAACUGAACCUCUUGACCAUGUCUGCAUGCUUUUAUGCAAUGAGUUGCUGCCAUGUGAUUGGCUGAUUAGAUAUUUGUAUUAACGAGCAAGUGUACAGGUGUACCUAAUAAAGUGGCCACUGAGUGUAAUUUUAAAUUGACAAAGAGCAAAUGUCACUAUAAAAUGUAACAGGUAUUACAAACACUGAGCAAAGAACCUACCUUUGCAUUAAGAAAAAAUGUCUGUGUUAAUACAAGACACCUUCUGCUUGUUGUGAUGAGUGUAACGUAUGAAAACUUAUCCUAAGUUUUUGCAAGUUUAUCAGAGCUAUAACAAUAGCAUUUCAAGUACUAACAAAACACAACAAAGGGGAACAUUGCUACUAAGUUGCCGAAGAUAAAUUGAAAAAAGUUUUUUAUUGGGAAAAUGAGUGUAUGUAUUUAUUGCAGCUGCAGUAGAAACCUCUCUUCCACUGAUCACUUUUUACAAGGUAAGAGAAUGACUGCUUUUCUCCAUGGUCAAGUUUUACAUGGAAUCUCUGCAAGGAAUAUAUUGUGAAUAAUAGUUUCAUUUUAAAUAAAUUGAAAGUCUGUAAUUUUCCAACAAAAAUCUUUUGACCUCUGCAGAAAUUCCCAAAUGCCACAUUAUAUGGCUUAGUUUAAAUGGCUUGGCAUGGACUAGAUGGGCCAAAGGGCCUGUUUCUUUGCAGUACUUUUCUAUGACUCUACAUAAACUUAAAGCAAAAUGUACUACAUAUGCCGAUAAGACAAGUAUUUUUGAAAAAGACAUGAUUUUUCAUUCAAGGUUUCCUCUUUGUAUGUCUCAGUGAAUAUUUGUUGCAGUAUGAAAAAACUGUAUUGUGUGAGAUAUUUUCAAUAUCUGUUAAGAUCUAUUGUAGAGGAAUUUGUUAAAUAUAAGGGUCAGAAGUUCACUUAUGGUCACCAGUGUUAAAUAUUUUUAAGAGUAUCAGUUACAGGUUGUAUUCACUUAAGACCGUAAGAUGUAAAGCAAAAUUAGGCCAUUUGGCCCAUCAGGUCUGCUCUGCCAUUCUAUCACGGCUGAUUUACUAUCCCCCUCAAACCCAUUCUCCUGUCUUCACAGUUCCAAUAAAAUAACAGAGUUAAAUCUGGGAAACUGAGCAUGACAGACAGCGGAUAUUCUCACAUACAGUUAGCAUGUGACCAAAGAUGGUGUCUCAUCCAAGAUUUUUCGUAAAAGCAAACUUGACAACAGUGGUGUCAUUAUUAUAUUUUUCUUCCAGGGAAUAAUUGCCUUCUGCUGCAAGACACUGCAUAUAUCAAAUUUAGAUCACAUUAUUGAAAGUUUCAAAUAAGCUAUCAAUGGAAUUGAUCCAGUGCAAUGAUUGACCUUGGCCUGGUAAUAACCAAAUAGUCAACGUUUUCAAUGAGGCAAAGAAAAGUGGCAACAUAAGCCGUGUAAAUGGGAAGAUAAAAAGAUUUAAAAGACAAUAAUAGUUUGACAUAGAAAUAGCUUGGUACUGAGACCAUCGUGAUAUGCUCAGCCUUUUUAUGUUUCAGGCCUUUCUUGUACUGCCAUCUAAUGUUCUUUGCAUGUCAACUUCAAAAACUGUGGCUUUAUCUGUUAGGAAUCUUUUACAUCACCCAGCUAUAGAUUCUCUCUGAUAUAAAAUGUUCACUAUUCUAAUCAUUUGCUGUCAUAAACACUCUUGAAAUAAUGUAUAUUCUAUACUUAGAGAAAGGAGUAGCACUGUAAUAUCAUUGUCCUGAGCAAAGGCAAUAAAGCUUAACUAACAAUGAUAAAUGAUAACUGAGUCAUGUUCCACACAUACUAUGUCUCAAUGUUGCAACAAUAACAGGAAAAUUCACAUAAGUGAUUAUGUGGAUUUUAGAUAACAUAUCUACAGCAUAAAAGAGUCAUGGAAUGUUCUCUGAAUCAAUUGAAGAGAGUGUAUAUCACGUGUAUUUAAUUUUCGCAACAUGAUUGACUGUACUGAUAGAAAUAUUGCUUUACAGCAAAAAUCAGAAAAUAAAUUUAAUAUUGAUAAUGUUAUUAUGUAUGUGUUUGGCAUUGGGGUGGUGUUGAAUAGUAGGAAAGUAAAUUACUUACACAAAAGCAAGGUGAACCAAACAAAGCCCUUUAAAAACAAAUCUGGAAAAGGAAAAACAUAGUGGCAGAUUUGUUCAAUAAUUAAUAUGUCAAUCUCCACAGCUGAAAAGAGAAUAAUGUAGAUACAUAAUAAUGAAUCAAUGACUCUUCUUCUUAAGUCCAUCAACCAUACUGGGGCACAGGCCGCCAACAGCAGCUCACCAGAGUCAGCUGUCCUUGGCCAGUCUUUUACGUUGUCCCCACGUGUUCCCAGGUGCCCAUUUUUGAAUAUCCUUCCUCUGUCAGCGAUGAGGACUUUGGAGCUUCUGUUGGCUUUCUGUAGCCCUGGGUUUUUAGGAAUGAAGUUGCUAACUCCAUGUUCAGCCCUCCUCUUCACAGCCAGGCUUGGGACCAUCCAUGGCAAAGUUGCAUCAACAUCUCAGUACUGUUUAAUCAAGUUAAGCAAGGAAGAAAACUAUACUGUAAAUGAUAAUUACAUGAAAGGUUAAGAAAUAUUCAGGUUUCUGAAGAAAGCGAGCGAUGAAGUUGUAAAUGCUUUUGUCAUAAUCUUCCAAAGUUCUCCCAAUUCAGGAAUAAUGCACCAAGAAUGGAAAAUCUGUAUGUGUAACUUCAUAAUUUAAGAAAACUAAAAGAGAGAAUUGCAGAAAUUAGUCUAACUCUGUAAGAAUCUUUUAGAAUCUAUAAUUAAGAACAGAGGGACCAAGAACUUUGAGAAAUUUGGAGUAAUUAAAUUAAUGUAACUUUUCAUCAACUUCUAGUAAGGUUCUGCAUUAAAAACUGCAACCAAAAAUAACCAUCAAGGAAUUAAAGUUAUGACAUACAUUAUAAAAAUAUUUAUAGGCAGCAGAGGAUAGAGGGAGAAUCAAAUCAUACUCUAAGAUCAGCCUUUGACACCUCAAACAAUUCUAACAAAGUAAAUUGAUGGAUUAAGCAUGUUGCCAAAACACGGGUAAAUGCAACUAAACACAAGUAAAUGCUUUGGAUCAAAAGAACGAUCGAUCUAUUACAAGUUGUGGUGGUGGUAGUAGAGGCAGAUAUAUUAGGGACAUUUAAGAAACUAUCAGGAUAGACACAUGGAUGAUAGAACAAUGGGGGGCUAUGUAGGAAGGAAGGAUUUGAUUAAUCUUAGGGUUAAAAUUAGGCACAACUUCAUGGCCUCCUAAUGCUGUGAUGUUCUACAGUAUUUUCUAUGUUUUACAGCAAUUGAAGACAAAUGAGAUUUGGGAACUUGUGUUUGGUAAUUAUGGAUAAAAAUCAUCAAAGCUACUAAUGGAAUACUCGCUUUUACUCGAGAAGAUUGCAAUAUAAAGGAAAUGUUGCUUUGGAUAUUUAGUGCGCUGGUUAUUGGGUACUCUGAUCGGCACUCGGAGUGCAGCACUGAUUCAUCAGAAAGUUUCCAGGUUGGAUUAUGAAGAUAGAUGAGACUUAUAAUCAAAGGGAUGUGGAAUGUUAAAGGUUGAUUUACGCAUGAGACCUAGGAGAGGAACUGAUUUAGACAGGAAGUUAUUUUUUAUUGAUAGGUGAAACGAAGACAAGAAAACAAGCCAAUCACACCCAAAUGCUUCAGUAGUAAAGAACCAUAGUUAUAGAAAAGUACAGCAUAGAAAUAGACCCAUAUAACUCACCUUGUACAUGCCGAUUGUUAUGUCUAUCUACAUUUUUCCUGUUUGCUGGCAUUAAGCCCAUAUCCCUCUUUUCCUUUCCUAUCCAAGUACCCGUCCAAACAUCUUUAAGUGCUGUAAUUGUACCUGCCUCCACCAUACCCUUGGGCAGCUAAAUUAGAUGUUCACUACACUCUGUAUAAAAAAAAAACUUACCUCCCCCCUCCCCAAAUUUCCUUUAAAUUUCACACCUCCCACCUUUAACCUGUGCUCUCUAUCUCUAGAUUCCACUGCCUGGAGACAAUGAACCUGACUAUCUAUCUUUUCCAACCUUGUAUUUUUAUAAAUCUUUAUAAGGUCAUCCCCCCCACCCCACUGGAUCUACGUUCCAGCGAGAAUAAUUUCAGCGAAUGCAUCUCUUUUUGUAAUGAGAGUGUUCCAUUCCAUAUACCAUCCUGGUGAAUUUCUUCUGCCAUCUCUGUUGCUGCCACAUCCUAAGUGUGAUCUGCCCGGUGUGAUGUUCCAACUCUGAUACUCCAUGGCUCUGCCUAUGAAAACAAGCAUUCUAAAUACCUUUGCCAUUACCCUAUCCACAUAUGUUAUCACUUUUAAGGAGGGGUGGACUUGCACCCCAAGGUCUCUCUGUCCAUCAAUACUCCUGUGGUCUUGUCACCUUUCUAUAUUUCUGACCAGAAUUUUACUUCCCAAGCUUCAUGACCUUACUCAUGCCCGGAUUAAAUUCCAUCUGCCACUGGUCUGCCCAACUUUCCAGCUGACCCCUGUCCCACAGUAUUCUUAGAUAUCCUUUUUUCAUUAUCUAUCCCUCCACCAAUUUCUUUGUCAUCCAUAAAGUAAGGACAAACUUUAGUAUAGUUAGAAAUAACGUUGCUAGUUUUGGGAAAACUUUUUCAUGGUGGAGGUGUAAAGCUCUGUGGCAGAGAAAAGAGUUGGUAGUUUUAACAAAGUGAUCAAUAGGCUUUUGCUCUUCUCGAGUAUUUUGGAUAUAUUGAGCCAAGGCGAGGUGAUGUGGUUGAGCUGUGGUCCUGAUGUGACUGACUGGGUUACUGAAGUUGGUGAUAUAAAGGCCUUUAUUCAACUCAACAGAUCCUCUGGAGAGAACCUAAUUCUCCUCUCCUCACACAAUGUGUGAACACCUCAAACACCUUUCAAACACAAAGAUUACAGUUAACUACAGUUUCAAUGGCAACAGUCAUCUACUUUAACAUUAGAAAUUUAGACAGGUAACUGCAGAAUUAAAUAUUAACAAUGGGAUCACAUCCCAAUUAGCAGAACCCUUUGAAUAUUCCAACACCAGUAACUGGUUCAAGCACAUAUUCCAGAUACCCAAAAUUUACCCUUUUUGCUACAGUGUAGAGGAAUGGCUCCCUGAAUAUACAACUAGCCAGAUUAUUAAGUGACCCUGUCUCAAACUGUGCAUUAAUUGGCAGGGAUAUAUGUUUAACAAUGUGCUAAUACAGGAGAGAGCAGCACUGCCUGUAAGGAGUUUGUAUGUUUUCCCUGGGUCCUCUGGUUUCCUCUCACAGUCCAAAGACAUUCCGGUUGGUAGAGUUAAUUGGUCAUUCUAAAUUGUCUCAUGAUGAGGCUUGGGAAGUUCCUGAGUGGUGUGGCUCGAAGGGCCAGAAGGGCUGUAUCUCAACAAAAAACAAAACAAUGCCUUCCCCGAUCUCGUUCUGAAAAUUUCAAUGACCCCCAAUUAACGUGAAUCUCUAUCAUCUUUCCCUGAAUAGUUUCUCAAUGUAGAAUCUGAAUAUCUCACACCCUGAUGAAGGGUCUCAAUCCAAAGCAUCAACUGUUCACUUCCCUCCAUAAAUGCUGUCUGACCUGCUGAGUUCCUCCAGCAAUUUUUUUGCCUUCUUCCACCUCCAAUGAAUGGUUUCAGUAGCCUUAAAAUAUCAGUUGAAGAUAAAUUUAGUUCCUGAAGACUCAUUCUCAUUUUGCUUAAUGCAUAUUCAUAAUUAUCAGCUCCAGAAUAAUCUCGGAGAGUUUCCAUUGGAUGAAAAGAGGUGUUUGAAAAGCCUCCUCUUAGUCUUAUUAAACUGCCUCCAUUUUUCAGUUAUGGGAAUAGCUCAUCCCUUAGUUGGGUCUUCUAGUUUCAAAUGCUCAUGUGGCUGUUCAUAAUCUGUUCAACUUCAAACCUCUGCACAGUGUGUUCCAGUUAAUUAAAGACUGAGUAAAUGUUUUAGCAUGUUUGUAUAAAUGGGACAGAGAGCUUUACUAUUUAAAGAUACAUGAAAUGAACUGGCCUAAUAGGUCAGUUGCAAGGUAUCACUUUCAAUGUUUUCUGUUUACCAUCCAUGCUCCAAGUUGGAUGAUGCACUUUCAUUAAAAUUAGCUAUUAUUAUGGUAAAGAAUUGUAAUAUAUAACACUGGUACCUGUUUAUAGAGCCUUGCUUACAUCACUUUUAUUUAUUUUUGUAAAACCCCUUAGCUGGGUCAUGUAAAAAUUCCAUUCUAUUUAUUAAGUGCUUGUAAAUUAAAAGGUUCUUCCUAAAUAUUGUGUCAUUGAGAUAGCUGAACCUGGUGCUUCUAUAUUAUUUCAUUAUUAUGCAUAAAUGUAAAUCAGAUUUAUAAUCGAGUUGUUUACAGGAUUGUGUAGUACGCUGCUCUUCAUUGUACAAUUGUGAUGAAU
Molecule: messenger RNA, 12685 nt
Organism: Mobula hypostoma (lesser devil ray)
Lineage: Eukaryota; Metazoa; Chordata; Chondrichthyes; Myliobatiformes; Myliobatidae
Product: somatostatin receptor type 2-like
Exons: 2
Coding region: 240-1367 (375 amino acids)
Biological process (GO): neuropeptide signaling pathway; cellular response to estradiol stimulus; cellular response to glucocorticoid stimulus
Cellular component (GO): neuron projection; plasma membrane
Molecular function (GO): somatostatin receptor activity; neuropeptide binding
Source: RefSeq, a predicted model, not a curated record